CCCCGGGGUCGCGGCAUUUAUCCGCUGUCAUGGAAGGAAAGUACGUCUCGCAGAAGAUCAGCCGGGUCCGCUGGCGGCCGGCGUCCGGCUCCAGUCUGCAGCUUCCCGAAUGCUUCGCCACCGGAUCAUGGGACGCUGAGCAGAACAAAGUGUGCCUUUGGAAAACAGUUGAUAUGGAAGGCACUGAAACAGAUCAGCUAUUCAUGGAGGACACUAAGCCCUUAUGUGAAAUCAACCACAAUGGUGAUGUCAUGGAUCUACAGUUUCUGGAUCAGGAGAGGAUUGUCACCGCUUCCUCUACAGGGAGUGUCAUUGUAUUCCGUCAUCAUGUGAACAACCAGGCACUCUCUGUACUCCAGCACUGGGACCAUGCCCACUAUCAUUCCCAUGAUAGCGCUCCCUGUACCAGCCUGGUCUGUAAUGGCCCUGAGAUCAUCACCGUCGGGGAGGAUGGCCGGAUCAACCAUUUCCAAGCUGACCAAAAGGAACCGGUGCGGACCAUAGACAAUGCUGACAGCAGUUCACUCAAUGCAGUCACUUUCCUGCGAACUACAGAAAUUUUGACAGUCAACUCAAUCGGACAGUUGAAAAUCUGGGACUUCAGACAGCCGGGAAAUAAACCCCGUCAAAUAUAUUCUUUGACAGGUGACCGAGUGCCGCUGCACUGUGUAGACAGACAUCCAAACCAGCAGCACAUAGUGGCGACAGGUGGUCAGGAUGGAACAUUCUGUAUCUGGGAUGUCAGGCAAGGAAGUAUACCCAUCUCCUUACUGGAUGCCCAUUCUGCAGAAAUGUGGGAAGUUCAUUUUCAUCCCUCCAACCCUGAUCAUGUGUUUACCUGCUCUGAGGACGGAUCACUGUGGCAUUGGAAUGCUUCUGUUAUGGCUCCUGAUCUGCCUUCCUUUCUUCAACACGGUAGAAGAAACUUCUCAUUGAAUGGCACAGUUCCCCAUGCCAACUCAAACCAAUCAUUGAGCAGUGCAUGGCUCACCAUGGAUGCUGCAAAAGGAAGAGUGGAUAUCGAUAACCUGCUGUCAGCUUAUACCCUGUCGGUGAAUAGCUUGGAUGUUGUGGGAGAAUAUUUAGUAUGUGGGACAGAUGCAGAAGCUGUCUACAUUACUCAUAAUCUGGAGCUCUAAUAGGAGGCAAACUACACAGCAGACUUUUAUAAACCUCAAAUGUAAAUUCCUGUACAUGUACCAUUGUUCUUAAAACUAAAAACUUGCCAGCCUUUGAGUGCAGCACAAUGGCAAGCACACUUGGAUAACAUUUUUUUUUAAAGUAAUAAAGUACAACAAUCAAA
Carcharodon carcharias (great white shark) is the source of this 1303-nucleotide messenger RNA. It is a transcript of the gene nup43, whose product is annotated as nucleoporin 43. Gene Ontology annotation, cellular component: nuclear pore outer ring. Bases 30 to 1139 code for a protein of 369 amino acids. Gene Ontology annotation, molecular function: protein binding. The transcript is spliced from 8 exons. NCBI's taxonomy places the organism in Eukaryota, Metazoa, Chordata, Chondrichthyes, Lamniformes, Lamnidae. The record is from RefSeq and is a predicted model, not a curated record.